Dentiscutata heterogama is the source of this 481-nucleotide messenger RNA. NCBI's taxonomy places the organism in Eukaryota, Fungi, Glomeromycota, Glomeromycetes, Diversisporales, Gigasporaceae. The record is from the annotation of a GenBank genome assembly.
AUGGUUUUUAGAAGUAUUUUUUCAAGAAAUUUUCAAAAACGACUUCAUGGCUCUUUACAACCGAUUACACGUCCUCAUGAAACAAUCGAACAAAAGCGAGCUAGAUUACUUUAUCAAUCUCGAAAGAGAGGAAUUUUGGAAACUGAUUUAUUACUUUCAACAUUUGCUAAAAAGUUUCUUAAUGAAUUUACCGAAUUAGAAUUAAAGGAAUAUGACGAAUUAUUAAAUAUGCCAGAUUGGGAUAUUUAUGAGUUUGUAACUAAUAAAAAACCUGCUCCUGAACGUUGGGUAAAGAGUCCAUUGUUUCAAAAAUUAAAACUUCAUGUAAAUAAUGAAGGAAAAUCCAAAUCUAUUUCUGAACUGUCAGCGUCGCUUCGUCAGCUAAUCGGUGAUAAGUUGUCACGCGAGAAGUUAAAUGAAAUUUUAACUAUUCUUCACCAAAUGAAAGCUCAAGGUGUAACUGAGACAAAUAACCCUGAAU